Molecule: messenger RNA, 3423 nt
Organism: Acanthochromis polyacanthus (spiny chromis)
Lineage: Eukaryota; Metazoa; Chordata; Actinopteri; Pomacentridae
Product: E3 SUMO-protein ligase ZBED1-like
Exons: 3
Coding region: 1159-2178 (339 amino acids)
Source: RefSeq, a predicted model, not a curated record
GAACGCAGACAUAGUGUUUCUCCAAGAAACCCACUUAACCACUUUUGAUCAACCAAAACUCAGAGGGGGUUGGGUGGGACAAUUCUUCCAUUCAAACUUUCAUUCUAAAUCUAGAGGAACGGCCAUUUUAAUUAAAAACACAGUCUCCUUUAGUGCAUUAAAAGUAGAAGCUGAUUCAGCUGGGCAUUAUAUUGUAGUAGUGGAGAGGCUAAAUAAUAUUCCAGUUGUCCUGGCAAACGUACAUUGCUCAAAAAAAAUUAAGGGAACACUUUUAAAAAACAUCAUAUUUCAAUGUGGGGGAAAAACGAACUGGAUAUUUACAUUGAUAUGGACUGGAUAAUGUGUUAGGAAUGAAAAGAUGCCACAUUGUUUGAUGGAAACGAAAACUAUCAACUCCCAAGAGGGCAAAAUUCAAGACAGCCCAAAAUCAAACUGAAAAACUGAUGUGGCAGGCUGGUCCAUCUUUCUGAAAUUCCUUGGCAGUAACUCAAAAUGGUAUUCAGUAGUUUGUACGGCCUCCAUGUGCUUGUAUGCAUGACUGAAGAUGUCGGGACAAGCUCCUAAUGAGACGAUGGAUGGUGUCCUGGGGUAUCUCCUCCCAGAUCUGAACCAGGGCAUCACUGAGUUCCUGGACAACCUGGUGGUGUCGGAUGGAACAAAACAUAAUGUUCCAAAGGUGCUCUAUUGGAUUCAGGUCAGGUGAGCAUGGGGGCCAGCUAAUGGUAUCAUUUCCUUCAUCCUCCAGGAACUGCAUGAGUUCUCUUACCACAUAAAGCCGGGCAUUGUCGUGCACCAGAAGGAAUCCAGGACCACUGCACCAAUGUAGGGUCCAAAAAUGGGUCCAAGGACUUCAUCCUGAUACCUAAUGGCAGUCAGAAUUAGGGGAGGGUUAAAAAUAUCGAUAUUUCGAUAUUGUAUCGAUACACAUGUGUAGAAAUGAUAAUCGAUACAUAAAUCCCACUAUCGAUAUUUUAAAAUGCAAUAGAUUUUACCCGUUAGGUGUUUUUGUUUGGCUAACCUCUUUAGUCUCGCGUGGUUUCGUGCUUCGUGCACCAUUAACGCAGUCAGAUCUCGCGAGAUCCAGGCCAUCCGUGUCAGAGAGAACAACAAUGGCAGAGAAGGAAGAAGAACUUGUGACACUGGGAUAUUUAAAAGCCGAUGUUUGGCGGCAUUUUGGAUUCAAGAAAAGAGAAGGUCGCGAGGAACUGGACAAGAACAACGCUGUGUGCAAAAUAUGUGGAGGUGAAGUACAGUGGCAACACAACUAAUCUCCGGAGCCAUUUAAUCAGGCACCACCCGGAGCAUGCACAACAACCAGGUUAUGCUAACAGGUCACUGGCACUGACACAGCCGACGCUGGAAAAAGCAUUUGGGACGAAGUUUCCGUCCACGUCUCUGCGUGCAGAGAAAAUCACGUCGGCUCUGGCAAGUUUUAUCUGCAAGGAUCUCAGACCAUAUAGCGUGGUGGAAAAUGUAGGCUUCAGACAUUUUGUCCAUACACUGGAACCACAUUAUGUGAUACCAACACGUAAACAACUGAGUCAUGUCACAAUCCCGAAGAUGUAUGCUGAUGUUAAAAACAACAUCGCAACUGCACUGAAAUCAGCAGAGAGAGUUGCUGUCACUUGCGACAGCUGGACAAGCAGAGCUACGGAUUCUUAUCUAACCAUCACUUGUCACUACAUCGACGGUAACUGGUGCCUUGUGUCCCAUGUCAUACAAACACAGGCGAUUGAAGCCAGCCACACUGCAACUCAUCUUGCUGAGCUGCUGACCGAGGUGCUUCGAGAGUGGGAGCUCACGGACAGAGUCCCGGCUGCCGUUACCGACAACGCGGCCAACAUAGUCCGGGCAAUGGCUUCAAUGGGGCUGUUGCAUGUGGGCUGUUUUGCCCACACGCUCAACUUAGCCUCCCAAGCAGCACUCAAAAUACCCUCUGUUGCCCGACUGAUGGGCCGAGUGAGGCGAAUUGCAGCCUUCUUCCAUCGCAGCACAACGGUGAGUCACAUGCUUAAAGAAAAGCAAAAGCUUCUGAACCUGUGUCAACACAAGUUGGUGAUCGACGUGGUGACCUGCUGGAACAGCUCCCUGGACAUGCUGGAGCGCUUUUUGGAGAAACAACCAGCAAUCACAGGUGAAUAUACCAUUACCAAUCUUUGUCUUUGUUAUCCAUUUUAAAAACUUGUUUGUUCUCAUGUUGUAUUUUGAUCACUGUGAAGCAUUAUGACUAGAAAGGAGCUAUAUAAAUAAACUUAAUUCCUAAAGUUCAUUCAUAGUACUGUGCUGACCCUAGGUGGACGGUGUGUGUGACCGCAGGGUGUCGGCCUCAUGUCCGCUCAGACAGAGAGACAGACAGACAGACAAAGACUAUGUGCCUGUGGCAAAGAUGGAUUUCAAUUUAAUGUAUAUUAAUUGGACAAUAAAGUUUUUCUUAUCUUAUCACAGCAACGCUGCUCUCACCUGAAGUGCGCAGGAAUGAACGAGACCUCUGCACCCUAACAGAGGCUGACGUGACACUAGCAGAAGAUAUUGUGAAAGCUCUCCAACCACUGAAGACAGCCACACUGGUCAUGUCCGAAGAGAUGACUCCAACACUCUCCGUCAUUGCACCCAUGCACGCUCGGCUAUUGGAUCAGAUGACCAGUGUCCCCGACGACUCACCCGUGAUUAAGGAGCUCAAGACUGCUGUGCACGUCAACUUGAGUUCAAGAUACAAGGCACUAAAAGAGACACUUUAUGAAGCGUCAGCUCUUGAUCCUCGCUUCAAGACUCUGCCCUUCUUAUCUCAAGAAGCCUGUGAUGACACCUUCGCUAGGCUGACUACAAUCUUGACGGAAGCUGCUCAUCUGGAGCAAGUGGAGGCACCUGAUGUAAGUUAAUGAGUUGUAAUGUACGUUACUACAGUAUUUGUAUAUAUACACACACAGGCACGUAUGCACAAUUAAUUUAUUAUCCUGAUCAUGAAUAUUUAUCUUUACACAGCCACAAGCUGAUGGAGCUGCUGUUUCUGCACAGCAGGAAGACAACUCCCUUGCUGCUGAUGCUGCUGAUCCUCCCCCAACAAAGGGGUCCAAGGAGCCUUCUUCUGUGCUCUCCUGGGUCCAGCCGACAAGCCAAAAGAACCAGCUGUACCAGUGAGAAGUGCAGCUGAGAAGGCAAACGAUGAAGUAAAAGGAUACAGAGAAGUAGAGCCUCUCCCACUCUCUGCAAAUCCACUGAGCUGGUGGAUGAAGCAUGAGGAGAGCUACCCUCUUUUAGCUCGCCAAGCGAAGUGUUAUCUUUGUGUGCCUGGAACCAGUGUCCCUUCAGAGAGGGUAUUUUCAACUGUUGGUGACAUUAUUACAGCAAAAAGGAGCUGCCUCACUCCAGAGCGUGUUGAUCAGCUGCUGUUCCUGCAGAAAAAUCUUACAGUACCCAGCAAGU